UGCGCACUCUGGCGGGAGCAGGAGUGAAGGAAGGGGCCUCACGCCUUUUCCCCCGGGGUUUCCUCCCCCCCCCCCUCCGCAAAUGGUAUUUACUUCCCCUUCUUAGUGCCGAGCGCAAAAGAUAGUCAAAGACCUCGGCUCAACCACUAAGGGAAGAGGAAGGUGGCGGCCGCCUGGAAGAGCGCGAGGCGAAGUAGUCCGGGCGCGCGGCUGGUGCUGGAGCCGUUGGUCACUGGCUGGGCCUGACGAGGCGACGAAGGGGCGAGGCGGCUCUUCUCGUUGCGCUCUCGCCGGCGCCAUUUUGUAGCGCAGCGGAGGAGCCACAAAUAAAAGAACGGGCGGGAAGCGCGAGUGGUGCUGCAGACCCCCAACGGGAACGAGCGAGGAGAAGGAAGGGGAGGCCUUGUCACGGGGACGGGCGCCGGGCUUUUGGCUCAUUGAUGCGACGGGGAAACCCCGCCUUGGGGGGAGUCGGUUGAGGGGGAGACGACGACGACGAUUGAGGACGAGGACGCCUUCGCGGCGCCGCCCCCACUGAGAAUCCACAAUGACUAAUGAAGAACCACUUCCAAAGAAGGUUCGCCUCAGUGAAACAGACUUCAAGGUUCUCCCUAGAGAGGAGUUGAUCUUAAGGUGGAAGCAGUAUGAAGCAUACGUACAAGCUCUGGAGGGAAAAUACACAGAUCUUAAUUCUAAUGAUGUAACUGGACUGAGAGAAUCUGAAGAAAAGCUGAAGCAACAACAGCAAGAAUCUGCUCGAAGAGAAAAUAUCCUGGUGAUGCGGCUGGCAACAAAGGAACAAGAGAUGCAAGAGUGUACUAAUCAGAUCCAGUACCUCAAGCAAGUCCAGCAGCCGAGUGUUGCUCAACUGAGAACUACAAUGGUUGACCCAGCCAUCAACUUGUUUUUCCUAAAAAUGAAAGGUGAACUGGAACAGACUAAAGACAAACUGGAACAAGCCCAAAAUGAACUGAGUGCCUGGAAGUUUACACCUGAUAGCCAAACAGGUAAAAAGUUAAUGGCGAAGUGUCGAAUGCUUAUCCAGGAGAAUCAAGAGCUUGGAAGGCAACUGUCGCAAGGACGUAUUGCACAACUUGAGGCAGAGUUGGCUUUACAGAAGAAAUAUAGUGAGGAACUUAAAAGCAGUCAGGAUGAACUGAAUGAUUUCAUCAUCCAGCUUGAUGAGGAGGUAGAAGGUAUGCAGAGCACCAUUCUAGUCCUACAGCAGCAACUGAAGGAGACUCGCCAGCAAUUGGUUCACUACCAGCAACAGCAGUCGCAAUCCCCAGCCCCAGGUACCAGCCGGACUCCAGCUUCCGAAGCUGCUAUAGAUCAGGUAGAGGCCAUGAACAAAGACUGCAGUCGUCUGGCUAAUGGACCAAGCAACGGCAGCUCUUCCCACCAGAGGACACCUGGGUCUGGUUUUUAUAGAGAGGGUAGUGGAGCAGAGGAUGACUUCCCACCCUCACCAAGCAAUGGUAAUAAGCUUUCCAACCACUCUGAAGAUAGAACUGGCAGAGGAUCUGGUAGCUAUAUAAACCAACUCAGUACUGGGUACGAAAGUGUAGACUCUCCCACUGGUAGUGAAAAUUCCCUGACACACCAUUCGAAUGACACAGACUCCAACCAUGAUCCUCAAGAGGAGAAAACAGUCAGUGUGAAAGGUAACAGAACUACGGGGUCUCGUCAUGUUCAGAAUGGUUUGGACUCAAAUGUAAAUGUCCAGGGUUCGGUUUUGUAACCUUUUUUCUGCAACGUUUUUAUAUAGUGUCAUUGAAAUUGGGAGAAGAAACUGUCCAGAACUGUUCAAAUUAGUGCAUAUAUGUCACAAUUUUGCCUUUGUGGGUUUUUUGCUUCAAUACCUCUGCCACUUCUGAAAUUUUAACAAUUACGUUGAAUGUUGCUAAAAGGAUGUUUGUGUAGGCUCAAGGUAUUUUUGAGUUAAUGUGAAGUUGAAAAUUGAAUUUUAUUUCCAAGUAUAACAUAAUGAUGUCUGUACAAAUCUGUGUAUAUUUAGAACUUGUGCUGUGUAAGGGCAUUCUUUACUCAUACUGUUAUAACAUUCAAGAUUUGUCAUAAUAGCUGUGGGUUAAUGACUGCCAAGCUGCCCAGUACAGUAGUUUUCUAACUGAAAUAAACUUGGUGAGGGAGUCCUAUAGUAGUUUGUGUUCCAGUUUUGCCACCAUGCAUCUGUGCGUUCUUUUUAGGUGACCGAAUGUUUAAGAAUUUUGUGUGCAUAGUUACUCAGUUUAAGAACUGUUGUAUCCUGUUAAUGCAUAUUGCUCUGUGACUCCAAUAUUAUCUUACCUGUACUGACCAAACCUUAAAUAAAGAUUUUUAAUAAUUAA
This is a messenger RNA of Anolis carolinensis (green anole), 2348 nucleotides long. RefSeq names its product WT1 associated protein (gene wtap). Gene Ontology annotation, cellular component: nucleus. Lineage: Eukaryota; Metazoa; Chordata; Lepidosauria; Squamata; Anolidae. Gene Ontology annotation, biological process: regulation of alternative mRNA splicing, via spliceosome. The transcript is spliced from 9 exons. The record is from RefSeq and is a predicted model, not a curated record. Bases 548 to 1741 code for a protein of 397 amino acids.